Messenger RNA from Dichomitus squalens LYAD-421 SS1, 906 nucleotides. RefSeq lists its product as uncharacterized. Bases 1 to 906 code for a protein of 301 amino acids. The transcript is spliced from 19 exons. The record is from RefSeq and is a predicted model, not a curated record. Lineage: Eukaryota; Fungi; Basidiomycota; Agaricomycetes; Polyporales; Polyporaceae.
AUGCCUGAAGUUUCGUUGAACAACACGCUAGGUGCUGCGUUCUUAGGCACCAUAGCGACGUCUUGCUUCUAUGGCAUCACUGUCGUGCAGACUUACAUCUAUUACAAGCGCAACGGGACAGAUCCAGCCUACCUACAGGCAUUGGUCUUCUUCUUGUGGGUGAUGGAUAGCCUGCAUCUGGCGCUGGUCGUGCAUGCCGUGUAUUUCUAUGCUGUUACGAACUUCACAAACGUGUUUAUGCUUGAUAUUCCAAUAUGGAGCAUACUAAUUCUAGUCACCGGCGUGAGCGACGGAGCCGUUAGGGGAGUCUUUUGCCAUAGAGUCUGGAGACUGAGCAAUCGGAAUUACGUGCUAGUGGUGGCGAUUAGUAUAUCGUCUCUCAUCGUCUUCAGUGGAAGCAUCGCCUUCGCCGUCAAGGGUUUCAGCAUACCAACCUUCACGGCAUUAUCAGAGAUCUCCGAUAUCCUAUACAUCAGUCUCGGAUCUGGGGUUGUUGCAGACGUCCUAAUUGCAGGAUCCAUGUGCUUCCUCCUUGCUAAACGUAGGACUGGUUUCACUCGGACGGACUCAAUUGUGCGCGUUCUAAUGAUGUACAGCAUAAACACGGGCGCUCUCACGAGCAUGGCCGCGCUGCUCACGCUGCUCUGCUACGCCAGCAUGCCGAACAACUUCAUCUUCAUUGCAUUCUAUUUCGUGCUUCCCAAGUUGUUCUUGAACUCGUUGCUAGCGACGCUCAACGCGCGACAGCCGCUCCGGGAGUCUGGCUCUGGAGACAUGGUCUCGUUCCCCUUAUCUGCGACGACGAAUUCUAGGUUGUCCUUUUCGGCCGGCCGGCCUCAGUUCACUCAGAGCCUGACAAACCGUGACGAUCAGGUCAAACUUCGCCUUCUAUCAAGCCUCGGGUAA